GUGUCGGAUCCAUGGCGGCGGCGGCGCUCGCGGUGACGGACGAGCUGGUGCUGCCGCUCCGCGCGGUGGGGGACCUGGCCGCGGCGGCGGAGGUCUCGCGGGAGGAGGUCGUCGUCAUCACGCAGUGCGCCUCGCUCGGUGGGAAGUUGCCUUUUGAUGAUGCAUCGGUCGGUGCUGUUCUGUCUUUCAUCAAAAAGGUGGAAAGUUUUGGGGAUCAGUUGGUUGCUGAGAUUAGCCGAGUGCUGAAAGCUGGGGGAAUCGUGCUGGUACAGAGCCUCACACCCUCCUCUGAUCAGAAGCCAAACAAUUAUAUCGAGCGCCAGCUACUCAUGGGAGGUCUUGUUGAAGUGCAAGCUUCUGCCACAAGCUCACAGGAUAGCGUGCAAUCUGUUACGAUCAAGGCAAAGAAGCCAUCUUGGAGUAUGGGUUCUUCCUUCCAACUGAAGAAGAAAGCAAUAAAGACUCUUCCAAAGAUUGAAAUUGACGAUGAUGAUGAACUAAUUGACGAAGACAGCCUCUUGACUGAGGAGGACCUGAAAAAGCCAGAGCUUCCAGUUGUCGGAGAUUGUGAAGUGGGAGCAACAAAGAAGGCGUGCAAGAACUGCAGUUGUGGCAGGGCCGAGGCUGAGCAGAAGGUGGAGAAGCUGGGGCUCACUGCAGAACAGAUCGAUAACCCUGUGUCAGCUUGUGGCAGUUGCGGGUUGGGCGAUGCAUUCAGAUGUGGUACUUGCCCAUACAGGGGCCUGGCGCCAUUCAAGAUGGGUGAGAAGGUUACAUUGUCGAACGACUUCCUCUUGGCCGACAUAUGAUGACAUCAGAGAGCAGCCUCGUAUAGGAAAUGCCUUCUUUAAAUUUCUUGGUUCGUUGGAAGCCAUGUUUUUCGCGGUGAAGUGAUGCUUACAGAAGAACUGCAUUUGCAGUAGUACCCCAUGUUAAGCGUGUCAUGCAUUUGGAGUAGUACCUAAUGUUAAGUGUAUCAUGCCCUUGCAGUCGGUUCCCAGGUUCAAAGUGAGCGGAUCUUGUGUGCGUUUCAAUAUGGGAAUACAUGUAACUUGACAUGACCAAAUAUGCUGCAAAGAUAUCGUAUUGUAGUC
This is a messenger RNA of Lolium rigidum, 1094 nucleotides long. Its product is annotated as anamorsin homolog. Lineage: Eukaryota; Viridiplantae; Streptophyta; Magnoliopsida; Poales; Poaceae. Gene Ontology annotation, molecular function: iron-sulfur cluster binding; S-adenosylmethionine-dependent methyltransferase activity. Gene Ontology annotation, biological process: iron-sulfur cluster assembly. The record is from RefSeq and is a predicted model, not a curated record. Gene Ontology annotation, cellular component: cytoplasm.